This is a messenger RNA of Pelobates cultripes (western spadefoot toad), 32255 nucleotides long. The record is from the annotation of a GenBank genome assembly. Lineage: Eukaryota; Metazoa; Chordata; Amphibia; Anura; Pelobatidae.
AAAGGAGACUCCUACAACAUUUUAGUGAAAGAGCAAGGAGUGGAAAACAUCCCUUUAGUCUAAAGGUGGAAGGAAAGUAGGCUUCCAUCAUUAAGAACCGUGUGUUAAGUAAAAGACAGAGGUGAUGGAUUGGCUGCUAUGUGCAAAGUUUGGUGCUUUCUAUAUUUUAGUGGUAAGUAACCAGUUUAUAUCUGUUCAAGCUAUAUACAAUAUGGAUAUAAUUUAGAACGGUUAACUUCGUAUUCAUGCCUAGAGUUUUAUUAAAUGGACAUGAUAUCUGGACGGUAACUUGGCUAUAUUUGCCUUUCUAUUACAUUGUUUUGACUGUAAAUGUAGUCCAAUGUAGUUUAGACAUUUACAUAUCACCAUACAGAUGUGUUUCUGAGAUGUAAGUUCUAUGGUCAAGGGUCUUUAUUUUCUGUUUCCUUGUAUUGAUAUUUUAUUCUUGUACUGGUUUUUUAUGUUAUGGCUAUGUGUACCUCCUGGCAAAUGUUACUUGGAAUUAAUAUAAUUAUAUAACUAUACUAUGAACCAAUUAUUGUUCUGGGAGUGAGUUUCAAAUUAUUAGGGCCAUCUGGCACUUUUCUUUUCACCUUCCACAUAUUGUACAAACUACAACUUCAUUAAUAAAUGGCAAUAUCUUUAUAAAACAAUAUCCCAUUGCUCCUUAGUGCGCAAACUAAAAGGCAUGUGCUAUAUAAUCAUGAAAUAGUUAUAUAUUUCAACGCAUAGAAAUUUAUUAUGGUGCUAAUAUUUAGCUGACUGCAAAUGCCCUGUAAUGUUUCCAUCUAUUUUAAUCAAUUAUGCACGCUGUCCAAAUAUUAAGGCAAUUAUUUCACAUGAUAUUUAAUCAUUAGUUAGGGUAAAGAACAUAAUAUCUUUUAGUUUAAAAUAAAUUUCAAAUCAGUAAUGCAGUCCCAGUGGUUGUAUGCAUGCAUUGGUCACUAUAUUAAAUCCAAUAAUAAAUUAAUAUAGGCAAUGUAUGUCUUCCAAACUUUGGCCAAAUGUAUAAUUAACAUCUUUUUAACAAAUUAUUGAAUGUGCAGAAAUAUUACAUUGGUUUUAGUGAUGAUUGUUUCACAUUUUAAGCAUCACUCCAAACUCUUUUUUUUUUGCCUAUUAUGACUAAUCGAGUUAAUAUAAUACAGUAAUUCCUUGAUAGAAAUUACAGUGAAAAUUGGUCAUAGUAAACUUUCCUGUUUGUUUGUUUUGUUUUGUUUACCUGAUAUAAGAACAUAUGGAAAGCUGUUUGUGAAACGUUGCCUUUGAUAGAUGUAUUCUCCAACCCUGAUUUAGUAUUAUGGUACUUUGAAAUAUCUUAGCACAAGCUUCUUAAAUGUCAUACUUCUAUGUGAUACUGGAUAUAGCAAGGCCUGUUGUCUGUACUGAAAAUAUUUUUAAAACAAAAUACAAGGUUAAUGGAAAAAUAAAAGUCUGCAAGCUAAGGGGGUUAUCAAAGCCUUAAAGAUUUAUAUUUAAUGCCUUAGAGAAACACCGUCAAAAUAAGACUUGAUAUAGUCUUUAACUAAGCAUAACUGAAUUCAUGAAAAUAAUGACAGAUAAUUAAACACCAUAAAGAAUUUCAAAAACAUUCAGGAUGUGUAUACAAAUAUAUAAGUGAAAUCAUUUUAAGAUUUCGUUAGGCAUAAGGAUGGGGAAAUUGGUUCGUAUGUUCCUUCAAAUAUUUGUUUCUCUUUUACAAAAGAGUGUGUUGUCAUCUUAAAGUAGGGAUCUUAAAGUAGAAAUAUUCCAAUUUUAUUUCAAUAUUGAUUGGUGACUUAACUGUAGUUUAGAUUAUGUAUUAAUUGGAUUGCAUUAGGAUCCUGAAAUAUAUAGUUCUGAAAAUGCUAAAGACAAGAUGUUUUCUAUCUUGAUUUCGUAAUGUUUGAAUGUUAUAGUUAGAGGAACUACUAUAAUUACUUCUACAUCAAAUUUUCAAAAUAAUGUACAUAUUUAUACGUGACAACUUUUCAGCAACUUAAUACAUUCUUCUGUAGGUUUCAGAGAUUAUUAUUGCUUUUGUCCAUUUUCAAAAUCCACUAAGUAAUGUUCUCAUGAAUACUGAAAACAUGUAGUUAUCGAUUUCCUUCAAAUUCCAAUAUUUAAACUGGGUACAAAACUCAACAUGUCUUCUGAAUGCAGACUCGAUUCUAAUGACCUGUUGUGAUUACAUGUUAUCUAUGUGGCCAUGUGCAAGCUCUAUUGACCAUUUUAAGUUUUGCCAAAAUUGUGGCCUUGAACUAAACCAUUAAACAUAUAUGUGUUACAAAAUGUAAAAAAAUGUUUAGUACAUUUAGCUAAUUAGCUUGUAUAUUAACAAAUUUUUAACUAAUUAUUACCAUUAUAUAGUCAAAUCUGAAUGCUUUAUGGAAUAAAGAAGGAUUUUUUUCCUUGAAUGUGGUAGACCACUUCUCAGUCGGUUUUCAACCAUCUUUUGGAUUGAAUUUAAUUGACCUGAGAGGUUUUUUUUUAAUUCAGAUUAAUAUGUAACUAUAUUAACAGAAUACAAAGGCAUUAAAAGUAUUACCAUGUACCUAAUAGAAUCACUUAUAACUGGCAAUAAUAUUGUAAAUGUUCACAGAGAUCAUUAAUUAUACAAAUGUAAUAAUCUGUAUGAUGAUUAAAAAAACUUUGCCCCAGGAUUAAACUCUGUAAUAACCUAUUUUUUUGUAAUUAUAGAUUAGAUUAGUGAUUCAUGUGUUUCUAAGCCAUUGCCUUUCACGAGUCAGUAGGCCAAUGUUCUACCAUUUGUAGGCUGCAGUUUAAGAAAAUGUAGUUCAAGAAAGUUUCAGUUUAUUCAGUAAGAAAUCUAGCUUUUAAAAUAUGUCACUUAUUUCUCUGUAAGACUUUUUGUACAAUGAAACUGGAUGUUUUUAGGGAUUAGGAAAGAAGAUGUUGAAAUCACUGGGCAUGUUUAGAGCUGAUGUGAGUUACACCCAAAAGUAUUAUUAAUAAUUACUGCAUUUUUUAUUUAAAUAUCACAUGAGAAAAGGAAGUUGGGAUAUGCUGUAAAGCAACUAUAAAACAUUUUAUGAUGGUGAUGCAGAUAAUAUAUCUAUAAAAUUUUACAGAAAAUAGACAUCAUAAAACAACUACUAAAUGUUAAAAGAAAAGACAGAAAAAUCUUAAAUGUUUUAGAGUUUCCAAAAUCCCCGUGUGCUAUACAUAAGGAAAAGUAAGGGCUACUUUUUAAUGUAUAACCUGUAGGUUGACAAAAGUUGACAAAAGGUGGAGUAUUAGUCAAGCUCCAUGGCCUAGUUCUUUACUCACCUGCCUCCAUCAUUGCAUCCAUUCAGUGAGCAGUGUGUCAUGGAUCCUCUGCGUUGAUUCUUGUGCGAUCAUGAGAAUCAAGGCAGGUCCAUCGGUGUACUAGGCAGGUGCAAGAUUUCAUGUGAAUGCUCUAGCAAGGGCAGAAGAUGGGAUUUCAAACUUAAAAUGACCAGGUGGGACCAGCACAACAUUAAAAAAAGUUGCACCAGUCCUAAGGCCAAGACAGUUUGUGGGAUGAUUCAAAACCAAAGCAAAACUGAGGGAUUAGUAUGGUGAUAGAGCCCCUUUAAAAACUAAUAUUACAAUUGUAAUUCAGACAAUUUAAAUAUAUUUUCCAACUCUUUAACUUUUGGUCUAAAUUUGCAAUUCAAUUCUCAACUCAGCAAAACUUGCUUCUUUGAAUGUAUUUAGGUAUCUCUUUCUAAAUUUGGCAAAAUUAAUCUAGAGAGAUGACAGGCCACGUGAUAAAUUCCAAUCUAAUAAUUUGCAAGGAAGUCCAACUUUUGGGUAUGGAAAUAAGCUAUAUAUAGAAGCAGAAGUUUGGUUUUCAUUUUUUUUUUAUAUAUCCUAGUGUUUGCAUUCCCAAAAGCAUGUAACCAUGUCCUUCUUAAUACCUCUUAACCGUCACACAUACAUCAGGGAGGGUUUCCUGUUUCACAUGUGAGUAUAUAUAAUAGCACUGGAUUAAUGAUUCUCUAUGAGAGGCAUUGUUGGUGCAUUCCCAUGAUUCUCAGUGAGAAGAAUCUGAUUGGACACAAGUCAUCAAUAAUGAUGACUUCAAAUCAAGUGGUUUGAGCUGCAGUGAGUAGACUCUCCUAGCACUGAAAUAAAGAUGAAUUUAGUUGACUUUAACCCUUUAAUUGCCAAAAUGGGGGGACAGUCUGAAUGUUUUAAUUCUGCAAAAUAAAUAGAUAUAGGGUGUACACAGGGCACACAUUUAGAGCAGAAUGAAAGUUAUGUAAGAAUUCAAAACGUUUCUGCAAUUUCUUAAUAAAACUAAUCACUCUAUGGUUGUUUUGGGGUUUGCAUUUAUUAAAUUCUAUCAAAACAGUGCAUUUCAGAUGACGAUUCUUUUGUAGUGAUGCUGUAGUGGCAAUCCACUACACAGUUUCUGAGGUACUCUGGGUUUGUGGGAUUUAGCAUAUGGAGAUUCUUAGAGUUAAGGGUUACUUGUGGUUAAAGUACUUACAUUAAAGUGAGCCAGGGAGUCAUAUGGCACUUGCAAUAAAGAUGCAUUACACUGUAACACCUACCAUUCCAAGCCAGAAUAACUGAGAGUAAUAUGAAUUUCAGUCCACAGUCUCCUAUGUUGCCAAGAGUUGUAGGAUCCUUUAUAUACACUUCUGUAAAUGUUACUUUAAUGCCACUGUUAAUGUUUGACUUCAUUCCCUUCAUAGCUUUGCUAUAACGACUUCUGAAAUGUAUAUUGAUUCUUCAAAGGUGAAUUGUUGCAUCCUGUAUGUGCAAUAUACAGAAUCACUGCUGGGAGUGGCAUUUGAUGUUUCUAAAAUCUAUUUUUUAAGAAAGCAGCUACUAGCUUUCCCACAUACCCAGAGUAUGCCGAUGUGAUUACAUAUUAGUUUUAUCGAAAGUAGUUAUUGUCAGUUAGCUUUGACAAAAAGCAUGCAACCAAUCUUUACAACACUGAACUUUUUUAUAUAUAAAUCAAAUUGUUUUUCCAAUUUUUGUGGCAUGAUUUCUAGUUUAGCUAAUCUAAUCAUUGUUGGUUACUACAGACCUAUUUGUCUAGUGUAGAGUUAGACUCGCCACAUCUUUAAGGCAGGUACACCCACACCCAAUAUCCCACUUAAGCCUAGCCCCUAACCUUUACUUUAUCUAACCAUAAAUACCGCAACUCGUAACAACUUCCAACUCUAGGCCUAGCAGCAGCAAUAACCAUUGACAUUUUUAAUGGCUUUGCAAUGACGCUCUUGUUUUAACACAGCACCAUUUCAAUAACCUCAAACAAUGCUGAUAUGCAAUAUAUCCAUUGUAAAGUAAUGUUUUAUAUGUAUACCAAUGCAUGUUAGAUGCUUAUAGGAUUUCACUCUACCUUGCAAUGGAGAUGCCCUUCACACAAUUCUAUAACCUCCCUAUGUGGCUAAGCCAAAUAGCACUUCUCACUUCCAAGCCAUCGUGAUCAGAAAGGUCAGUUUUGUUUUAUAUGCUAGUCACAAUCCUCAUGGCAUAUUACUGCUUACAACCCUAACUUUUAUAUAGGCUAUUUCUUUGUCUUAUUGUCAAUGUAUACACAUUGACAUUAUUGUCAAUGUUCCUUCUCUGAGAAUAGAUCCAGCAUAGGCUUCUUUCUCUUCUAGUGAAUUCUAUUACAUAUCUUGGCUUUAGUCAUACUACAUAUAUGCAGAUGAACAUGUGUGACACAUUAAUUAGUGCACUUUGGGUAUGCAAUGUAACGGUAAAGUGCAAUGCACAGCUUUUGAUGCCAGACAAAUAAUAUGGCACACAAAUUCUUAUAGACCUCUCUCUGCUGCCUUUGAUACUGUUGAUACUUUCUAAAGCUCAGUCUUUCUAAAACUGACCUUCUUAUCUUGCAUCUUCCAUUGUCGCUCUCCCUGAAAGUUGUUGAUACAGCCAUUAACCAGUCCUUACAAACUCACUGUCUUGGUGUUCUGAUCGAUUCUGGCCUCACCUGCACCUCAUAUCAAGUCUGUCACUGAGUCCCGCUACUUCCACCUGUCCCUUUCCUAUAAAAGAUGGUGCUAAGAAGAAUGCUCUUGUAAUUUCUCACAUUGACGACUGUAACUUUCACCUAAUUGGUCUCUCCUGAAACCAUACUGUCUUUGUCCAUAAUUAAUUCUGCUGCUAGGCUCAUUCUUCUGUCCUGUCAUGCAUCCCACAAGUCAUCCCUCUGUCAAUCAUUACAUUGGCUUCCUGUACUCUUAUGAACUAUUACAUACAAGGCACUCAACAAGUCUUCCCCUGCAUUUCUUCACUAGUUCAUAGGUACAACCCUUCUCAACCACUUUGCUCUGCUGGUGAACUACUCCUGUCUACUGCUCGUACUAUUAACGAGUGUUUGCUAUGGCAACCCGUGGCAACGUUCUCGCGGAUAGCGAGAACAGAGGGCAUGCUGCUGCUGGAUGUGAAGCAAAUGUGGAGACUCCUGGGCCCCUCUUCAUUGGGCAACCAUACUGUGCCACUGGACAACCAGGGAAUGUUGUGUGUCCCCCCUCCCUGGACACAUGUAAAAGUCAGGGAGUGUUGGGGACACAUACAAACAAUACACACUGCUCACUAUACACUCAUUAUCCAUACACACACUGCAUACACACAAUACACACACACACACACACUGCAAACACACUAUACACACACUCCAUUCACUAUACACACACUGCAUACACUACACACACUGCAUACACCACACACACAUUGCAUACACACUAUACACACACACACACACUGCCUACACUACACAAACACUGCCCACACUACACGCACACAAACUGCAUACACUACACACACACACUGCAUACACUAUACACACGAACUGCAUACACUAUAUACACACACACUGCAUACACUACACACACUGCAUACAGUACACAAACACAUAGACUACACAAACACACACUGCAUACAAUAAACACACACACUUAUACCUGUGUGUCUGUGUAUCUGUAUGUGUGUUUGUAUAUGUAUAUCUGUAUGUGUGUCUAUGUAUCUGUGUGUGUAUCUGUGUGUCAGUGUAUCUGUAUGUGUGUAUCUGUAUGUGUGUCUGUGCCUAUGUGUCUCUGUACAUGUGUGUCAGUGUGUGUCUGUAAGUGUGUGUUUGUAUCUAUAUGUGAGUUUGUAUCUGUGUUUCUUUAUCUGUAUGUGUGUCAGUGUUUGUCUGUAUAUGUUUAUGACUGUGUUCUAUCUAUCUGCAUGUGUAUACCUAUGUGUCUGUGUAUCUGUAUGUCCCAGUGUGUGCAUCUGUGUGUCUAUGUAUCUGCACGUGUGAGACUGUGUGUAUAUUUGAGUAUAUGUGCAUAUAUCUCAGCAUUUCACCAACACUACACAUAAAUAUACUCCUGCAUCCAGAUAUCAACACUACAUAAAAAUGCACACCUGCAUUCAAAUGUCAACACUACAUGCAAACACAACCCUAAAUUCACUUACACAUACUUCAUACAAAAACAUGCCUACAUUAUAAACACACAAACACUGCUCAGUGCUAAAGACAUUUAAAAAGGAAUGCAAACACUGCUCAAUGCUAAAUGCAUUUAAAAAAAAUAAUUUGUGGGUGGUUUUUACAUUUUAAAAUUGGGGGAAGGAGGGAAGAGGGGUGCCAAAUAUAAGAUCUGCCCCGGGUGCCAAAUGCUCCAGGUACACCUCUGCGUGUUUGCACUACUUUUUGUGUGCAGCUCCAUUCUUAUGUAACAGCCUGUCUUCCCCAUCAGACUCUUCCUUACACUUCAAUCCUUUAAGAAGUCCCUUAAAACCCAACUCUUCGGAAUAGACUAUGGACUACCACGGUAGCUGUCAUUACUCUCUCAGCUUAAUUAGUAUGUCAACUCUCGAAUCUCUCACCUUUCGAUUCUGCUAAUUUCCCACACUGUCCCUUGGUUACUAUUCUCCACGCUACCCUUCCUACUGUAUUUUUAUACUCCAUCUACUCUAGAUUGUGCGCUCAUCAAAGCAGUCAUAUUAACCUAGUGCUCCUGCCAAAUUUGCAGUAAUCAUUCUCAUUAGUUGUUAAAUUCCCCCAUUCAAAAUACUGUAAAGUCCUGUGAAAUUAGUUUUUGCUAUAUACCAAUUACAAUGCUCUGGCUUUUUUUUAUUAUUUUCAUUUUUAACUAUUUGUCUUUAUGGCAAUUCAGUGCUAACAACACUGUAAAAAAACAAAAAGACAAUCUUAAUAUGAUGCUAAUACACAUGUAUAAAAAUGUCUGCAGUGCAAGAGUGUUCCUAUAUCAGUCACACGUUCAUGAAAUGAAUUAAAAUUUCGGUCGCUUCUAAGGAUUUUUAAUAUUAUGUUUACCUAUCCUUACAAUUAACAAAAAAAAAAAAAGAAAAUGAAAUGUAGAAACAUAGACAUGUUUAUUUUACAACCCAGCAACUCCAAAUGUUUUCCAUGUCAAUCAUUGUUCCCAGAGCCUGAUUGCCCUGAUCUGACACCCUGCCUUUGGCCCUGGCUAACUUAAUCUGGCUCUGAUUAUUAUAAGCUCUGUUAUAGUCACUCAGUGGGUUAAAUGUUAAUAACCAAUCAUGCACAGGCAAUUGCUCUCACAGACACACAGACAGUCUUACAAACCUCAUAGAUGCACUCAGAAACUGUUAAAGAAGAUCCUUACAUAUAUACUUACAAACUAGCACAAACAGAGUUACAGGCACACUUAACCACUCAGGUGCUUUUACAAACACAAUACCAUUUACAGAAACACUUAGACAUUAUAGGGUUGCAGAUAAUCUCAUUCAAUCUUGCAGUCACAAACAACCUUAAAACAAUCUCACAAGCAAACAAUAAAUCACAAUGCAAUUUAAAAAUAGCUGAACUCCUUUUAAUUAACGCCAACCUUAUCUUAUACAUGUCUGUCUACUGGAGGCUAUUGAAAAUGGAUCACUUUCUGCCUUUGUAAAAUGUCAGAGGCUGGAAUAUGACAAUACAUUUCCCAGCAUCCUCUAGUCUGUGGGUCAGAUAGUCCAAAAAGCAGAGUCUCAAAGAACUAAAAAAUGACAAAAAGUACUAGAGCAUGGACAUGUAGGCUGGGAUACAUGAGACGCAACAGCCAUGCUUUCCAGAACUUUCUGCUGUCUUAACAGUCACCUGAUAGGGUGGUUUUGUGCAUUUCACGCAUACGCAAACAUGGCACCAAGCACAAUCACAUUUGUCAUAUGCUAGGUUGGCUAGGUUUACUUGCUCAGUUUUAGAUAUCAAGAACAUGCAUAGACUUUACAUUUAACAGUUGAGACAGAUCUAUUCAAUUGUUGUCAUUCUAUUCCCAAACUAUCCCUAGUAGAAUAAUACACCAUAUGUCAAGAACUGCAAUAAACCAUUGAAUACAACUCUGGGUGUGCUUUUUAAAAUGAAUUUGAUAUUCUGUCAUCUUCUGCCAUAGAGCUGUCACUCUUUCCAUAACUAGAGUCACUCCUAUCUUAACGUAUCACCUGUCCCAAUCAAGAUUAGAUUGUAUGCUCGCAGGCAGGCAGUUUAAAACUUUUUCUACUGGUUUGUUUAUUUCGGGCUGUUUCUGUUGUAUGUGAUUUAUGCUGUGUUUAGCACUUAUAACUACAGUAUAUAUAUUUUGGUAGCUCAAUGUACUGUAGGCAGAGUGUAUACAAGAUAAGAUACAGCACAACAAUGUGAGGGCAAAGUGCCAAAUAUGAAGGAAUCAAAGAAAGAUGUGGUUUCUUGAGUGAAAGCUCCAAAUAUAGUACUUCGGUCAAACAUAUUCUUCAAAGUCAUAUUGAGAAAUAAAGUUUCCCUGUGGUUCUCAUCUCACUUUGGACACAUUUUGCUAAUAGAUUCAUUCACCAGCUAUUUUAUAUACCAUUCAAAAAGUACUUUAAUACGUACAGUAUGCAGAUUCUCAGCAGAUGUGUCACAACAAAAGGGCACAUUAUUAAAUAUGCUUCCAAACUCAUAAGUAAUUGGAGGCAGCUUAUGUUCCACACCAGUUGUUUUUACUAGCAAAUUAGCUGUUGAAGUGCAUUCAUUGUGGUGGUGGUUAAUCAGAUGGGAGUGGUGGGUGGAACAGAUAUCUUUCUCAUCAUUCAUCAAGCUUCCUUAUAAUUGACGGUUGAUGAAACCUGGGCUCCCAUAAAUUUAGGCACGUCAGCUACAUUUAAUGUCACGGGAGCAUUUAAAAUACCAAUAAUAAAUGUAUCUGAGAAGAGUGAAUAAUAAGGCUGGCGAUAUCUUUACCUCUGUUAUUUGUUGAAAAUCUACACUUUUCUAGAAGUAUUGGAAUUUUUCACUGAUGGAUAGUGUUAAAAAUAAAUAUACAAAAUAGUUAAUCAAAAAAACAGGAUACCUUAAUCUAAAUAAACAACAUCAUAGAACUCAACUGAGAGAGAAGGUAUUUAUAUUGAAUGGGAAAUAAAUAUCACAAGUUCUCCAGAAAUGCCUCAGUGUAGGUAAUGAUGUUUUGUUGGUUUGAACAGGCCCCAUAUUCCUAGAUAGGUUAUAGGUUUAACAAAACCAAUUUAGAGGGAAAUGAUUUUUUGAUUAUAUUUACAGAUUCCUACAUUUAACAAAUAUAUAUUUGGAAUUAAAUAUAAAAAUUCACAACUGUUUAUCCUGCAAAUGCACUUCCACUUAGCUCCCUGUCAACCAUUAUUCUGAGUUCUAGCCUUCCCACCAGGCAGUCAGCAUAAAAAAAGCAUUAAAAAAAAAACAUUAAACAAUGCUUCUACUUCUUGUCUUCAUUUGCAAUAUGUGCCGUGGCUGUGCUUGGACUGAACAAUGUGAUGACAUUUACUAAACUGUUAAUAGAAAUGUAAAAGAAAAUGGAGCAUCAUAUGAAAAAAAGGUUAGCAAUAGGUUCUUGCAUAUGUAAUAUUACUUCCAUAGAUGAGUAAAUCGGACAUGAUCAUUUUUAGAGGUCUAAUAGACACAUGCUAGGUUGUAUUAAUGGACACUUCAUUUAAUAUCUUGUAAUGCACAGUUUAAGAAUGAGAAUGUUCCACAAUGCAUCUCCUCAUGCAAAACGAAACCAUAUAGAUCAAAGAGUUACUCCAACCAUCAUAACUACUACAGCCCCCCCAUGUAUGAGUACCCUGGCGUGGUUCCCCAGAAGCCUGCUGAGAGCUUUAGUGAAUGCAAUGCACUGUAUGGACGUAGCAAGCAUGGAACACUUGUUAUUGCUUGACUAAUGACAACACAGUGACUCUUCAGUAGGUAGUAACAACUCCAGCAGAAAAAAAGGGGUUAAACUUAAGUUAUCAUGGUGCUUGUUGUAACCCUUUAAGCAAAACCAAAUAAACAAAUCCAUUAUUAUUCAUUAAGACAUAUUACACAAUGCAAAAACUCAUCUUGCUUCUAGGUAAACUGAAAGAUGAUUAUCAUAGUGAUAUAAGAUGAUUAUUAUUAUUAUUUUUUAUCUGUAUUGUUUUUCUGCCCAUCCUGAACACUGACAUGGACAAACUUCUUAUUAUUGUUUAGGAGUAACAGAAGGGUUUUCUAAAACAAUUGUCAUCAGAGCUCUCUGUAUUCUGGAUAAAUGCAUUGCUCAAUUAUAUCUUUCCACUUGCUAGCUUUUACCUGAAUCAAUGUAAUAAUGGUCUAGAUAUAACUUGGCCCUGCUGCUAUAAUGCCAGCACGACAGCAGAUUGACCAAAUUAUGUGAACAGGCACUUGCAAACCUUGUAAAAUACAAUCUCAUAAUAACAAUGUAUUUUUUUCCCCAUUGGUUAUAAAGAUGCCAGGGCACAGACUAAUAGACACUCAUAGCAUUACAUUAAAAAAAAUGGCACAUAAUAAUUUUAAAUAACAGAAACUGACUUAAAGUCUUACUGUAGCCUAGCGGAGGUGCAUGGACCACUUCCUUAUGUGAUAGGGGGUCCCUGCACCUAUUACUUCCAUUUAUUAUUAACGUCCAUUCCACUGCCUAUUAGCAGGGAUGCAGGAGAAAGGAGCACUGUCAGUCUUCUUUACUGGCAUGCUUAACCCCUCGCUUUUGCAGCCCCCUCUAUACAUGGGAAAAGGGAGAACAUACACCAGUUGGGCCUAUGCCAGUUAGGCCUUGAUUAUCAGUUCUCCUCCUAAUGGUUUUAUUUCUGGGCUUAUGACAAUAAAGUUUUGACCAUUUGUUACUCUUUAAGAUGGAUGCUGCUAUCCGGCUGUUUCCUUGCUACAAAACUUAUUGUUUAAUGACUUGUAAUUAGCAGAGGUUUUAACAUCUUCUAAUGAGAAGAACAUUAGUGGCACUCAGUUUCCAUGCUAGAUGGUAAAAGUAACAUGUCUCAUCUAGGUGUAAAGACAAAAAGACUGCAAAUUCUCAACAUGUCCUUCAUAUAAAUAUAUAUUUAUAAAUCCAGAUUUCAGUAAGCAGAGUUAACCCUUGCCCUGCUAAGAGAAUCUAGUUCACAAGGUUUUUCUAUAAAUACCUGUAAAAUGUGUUAAGGCAUGUGAGUUUAGCAAUUUGUAAAAUAAAUUACAAGAUAUUUCAGAGUUUCAAAGUAAAUCACAUAAUAACUAAUUUAUCAAUUCUAUUCUUGCUUGAAAAAUCCAUGUUUGGUGAAGCUCUUCUCUCCAGUAAGACUGCUCAUCGAAAUAUAUUUAAUUAAAUAAUAAUCUUUUUUUUUUUUUCUUUACAGAUAUCUUUCCAGUGCAGCUGUCAUUGGGAUGUACAGGUAAUGCAUACACUUUAUUUGCAUAUAUAAAUAAACCUUGUACUAUUUUAUUCUACUUGACAAAGAAAAUUAAGCACGCGCGAUGUCCAAAAUCUGUAAGCCUCAUUGCAGACAUCCUAAGGAGGUGCAACCAUCACAGCUGAUUUUACAUGGCGUUCAACACAUGUUCUUACAUUUUUGGGGAGAUAUUUAACUGGAUGCAAAGCAGGCUGAUUAAUGGAGAGAUGUAAUUGAUUAUUUCGCUUAUUCUGCAAUAUUAUAUUAAGGGAGAAGUUAUAACCAUGUAACCGGAAAUAAUGUGAAUAUUUAAUACAUUUUGUCCUAGGUAAAUCGUGGAAAGAGUGAUAAUGGCACAAUAUCAUGGGAAAAAUUACAGCUUAAAAGGCAAAAACGUGAAUGGAUUGUACCAGCAGUAGUUAUGAGAGAAGGAGAGGAUAACAGACACAGAAACCCAAUUGCAAAGGUAACUUAAAAGAAAACUCAAUUUUUAUAUUUAGCUAGUGAUUACCUACAAAAUAUGCCAAUCAGUGAAGAUGAAAACAUAUUAAUAUGUGUCAAUCUCACCUACAGGUCCACUCAGACAUACAGGAAAUUAAGGCAAAUAUAAGGUACACAGUGUCCGGACCAGGUGUAGAUCAACCUCCAUUUGGCAUAUUUGUGAUGGACCCAAGAAAUGGAAAUUUGAAUGUGACUGGCAUGGCUGUUGAUCGCGAGCAGAUUCCAGUAUUUUUUGUAAGUUUUAUCCACUUUUGUUUUGCUUUUGUAAUGAUACGUUUAUUAUUGGCCUUUAAAGCUGGCAAUUAAUCAUAGACAUGCUAACUGUGUAUAUACAUGUUCAUGUUUUCUAGUAUGUUCGAAUUGUAAGGAUAUGGUUAUUUUUGGGAUUUUUGUUUGUGCACUGCUCCAGGUUAGUUUAUUUCUGUUUGGUCUGAAACAUGCCAAUGUACUUCUGAAGUUGAGUAACCUGGAAAUUUCUGACUGAAAUGCAAGUGGUUCAUUCCACAUAUUUUUUUGUUCUACUCUAACUAACAAAUGCUAUUAACUUGGAAUUUUAAACACUAUCUGACACAUCCAGUUAAAAAAUAUUCUAAAUAACAAACUGAUCAUUGAGUUGUGAAACAUGUUUGGGUUUUUGUUAUAAUGCAUAUUCUAUAUGUAUCUAACAUCUCUAAUGUAUUAUUAAGAUUACUGAAGCCUAUUAGAAACAUGUGGUUUACUUUACAUUGUUUUAUUUAUCUAGCUAACUGUGUAUGCUCAAACUGCUACCGGACAAAAUGUAGAGAAACCUCUUGAGUUGCGGGUCAGAGUAAUGGACAUCAAUGACAACGCACCGAUAUUUUCACAAACUACUUUUGUUGGUUCAGUAGAAGAGCGAUCAAGAGCAAGUACGAUUAAAAAUCUAUUCUUUUUAAUUUUGCAUAGCCGCUUUAAUCGCGUAAAAUGGUUUUAAAAUUGUAUACUUCUAAACAAAAAAAACAAACAGCAUAUUAACCAAUAUGUACAAAAAAUGUAAAAAAAAUAUAUUUUGUAUUUACUUUUCUUUUCUACAGAUACUUUGGUUAUGCAAAUGUUUGCUUCAGAUGCAGAUGAACCAGGCACUUUGAAUUCUCAGAUUGCCUACAAAAUACUUUCCCAGACUCCUGCUCAACCACCUAUGUUUGUUAUGAAUCAGUUCACUGGCGAGCUCUUCACGAUGAGUGAUUAUCUUGAUAGAGAGGUAGAUUUUUUUUGCUUUUAUAUUUAAUUUCUAUAUAAAACUCAAAUGUUUAUGAAAUACAAAUGUUGCUCAAACUUGUUGGGUAUGCUGACAUGACUUUCAGUUAUUAUUCAUUUGUUUUUAUAUCAUCAUGAACAAAUAUGUUGGAUAGAUAGAUAGACAGACGGACAGACAGAGAGACAGACAGACAGACAGAUAUUUUGGGCAGUGCAAAUUAUUUAAUAGCUUUUCUAUUUGUGGAUAAGAUCCAUCAAGCUUAGAUUCUCUCCAUUGUCAUUACAAACUAUAACUCACAUGUGUAUUGAUAAAUAAUCAAUUAAAGGACCACUCUAGGCACCCAGACCACUUUAGCUUAAUGAGGUGGUCUGGGUGCCAGGUCCAACUAGGAUUAACCCUUUUUUUUAUAAACAUAGCAGUUUCAGAGAAACUGCUAUGUUUGUAAAUGGGUUAAUCCUUCCUCCAAUUCCUCUAGUGGCUGUCUCAUUGACAGCCGCUAGAGGCGCUUGCGUGAUUCUCACUGUGAAAAUCACAGGGAGAGCAUGCAAGCGUCCAUAGGAAAGCAUUUUAAAUGCUUUCCUAUGAGACCGGCUGAAUGCGCGUGCAGCUCUUGCCGCGCAUGCGCAUUCAGCCAAAUGGGAGGAACGGAGGAGGAUCGGAGGAGGAGAGCUCCCCGCCCAGCGCUGGAAAAAGAUACGUUUUAACCCCUUUCCUCUCCCCAGAGCCAGGCGGGAGGGGGUCCCUGAGGGUUGGGGCACCCUCAGGGCACUAUAGUGCCAGGAAAACGAGUAUACUAUAGUGGUCCUUUAAUAAAGAAGUAAAAAAUUAAAGAAAGCUUUAUACACCUAGUGUCAUUAAAAGAGCAAUUUAACUUUCUGCCCUCAUUAUGACCUUGGGGUGCCAACAACAAAGUACUUGCAUGUAUGUAAAUACAAAAAGAUAAGUCCUGCGCUCACUCCCAUCACUCCUGGGCAACAGCAAUGACUACAGUACACAUCAGCCCCCAGUACACAUCUCUCCUAAAUCCCUAUGUAUAUUUGGAGGUCAUUUAGUUACUCCAAUGGCCAUUGGAGGGAAUGCCCGUCUGCCAACGUCAAGGCAGACCCCCCUAAAGAGAGAGCACAGGUAACUUUUUUUCUUUGGUUUUUACUUGCCUGUAUGUGUUUAGUUUUUAGGCAAUUCAGAACAAUUUGAUUUUACACAUUUGUAAUUAGUGUUUAUGAUAAGAUCAUGAUCAAUAUAUUUUAAUAUACAUUGGUAUUAAUUUUGAUUAUUAGAAUUUGCAAAGAUAUAGACAAACAGGUUUUAUCAAACAAGUUAGAAACUAUUCUAAGAAACAAUGUGAUCAUUUUGCAACUGAAAUAGCAUCACUUAAGGGUACACUAUAGGGUCAGCAGCACAAUCAUGUAUUCCUGACCCUAUAGUGUUAAAACCACCAUCUAGUCCUCCCCCCCACCCAUCCCCCAAACCUCUUUGCCUCCCUAAAUAUGGUAAAAUCUUACUUGUAUUUAAGUCUGAAGCUGUUGCCUCUGCUUACAACUGACAUCAUCAGAAGUGAUUAUGUGAGCCAAUCACUUUGCUUUCCCAUAAGAUUGGCUGAGACUGUCAAGGAGGCAGAUCAGGGGCAGAGCCACACUGUGCAGGACUGCCCAAGGAAGCACCUCUACCAGCCUUCUGAUGAGUAACCAGUGGAGUUAGCACAAGGCUGUAAUGUAAACAAUGCAUUUUCUCUGAAAAAAACUGUGUUUACUGCAACAAGCCUGAAGUCCUUCAGACUAAAAUUUUAGCUCUGGUUGUUUCUCUGGCAUGGCACUAAUAAUAUUGUAAAUCAUAUGAUGCAAUAUAAUGUUGUUGAAAUUUUUUGGGGUUCAAGAAUGAUAAUCAUUAGUAUUAUUUUUAUGGUAUUACUACUGAUGGAGUAGAUUUUUUUUUAAAUUAAAUAAACUAUGUAGAUUAGUGUUUUAUGUUGGGGAAUUUCAUGUAUUUUUGUGUGGAUUUUAUGCAUUAUAUAAGUAUUGAAUGAUUCAAACCAUGAUUUUCUUUUCUGAAAUAUACACAACUGUUGUAUACAUUAUAUCACUUGUUUUUCUAUUUUAGCAAUUCAGCAGCUAUAGCAUUUCCGUUUUGGCAUCUGAUAUGAAUGGAGGUCCAGGAGGUCUGACAGGACAAUGCAGUUCUAGCAUUCAAAUCCUGGAUGUAAAUGAUAACUUCCCAACACUUGAGUUUGAUUCGGUAAGAAAACUAAAGAUUCUGCCAGUUGAUCCCUAAAUAUUGUUUAUACCAUUAAUCUAUAAGUAAGCAGCUUAUUCUGAGAGUUUAGAAAGUAUAUGCAUAGCAAAUAUCAUACUACCAUUUCCUGAAAGUGGGUCAGCGGUAUAAAAGGAUUUCCAAAAUUCUAGAGCAAUGCACAGAAACGUCCAGCAUCUUUAAAAUACAUUGUUAGGAUUUGGGGAUUUUAAAGAUACUGGGUGUUCCUGUUUGUUGCUACUUAUUGCUUGAUUAUCUGGGGCUACCUUUCUGGGACAUUUGAUCAGUGCGUACUCGGAUAUUACAUUACGUUCAAUUUGAACAGUCUAGUAAAUGGUGAUUUCACAUGCACUCUGGUGCUAUGCUGACUUUGGGAGUGUACUUUGUGGGGUGGGGGGGGUUUAUUGUUAGAUGAUUUGCACUUUGCCAUCAUAAAAUGAAUAUAGCUCAUGUCCCUCAUAAAUGUAAUUUAGCUAUGCAUUUGCACAACUUACCUUAAAGAAAAAUGAGAUAAUGGUCCAGUUGGUUAGACUACAGUGCACCGCAGUGCUCUAAAAUGCAUCCAAACACAUAAGUAAAAAUGAAAAUCCCAAAUAUUUAAAUGGAGAAAAGAUCAGGGCUUCUCAAAACAAAAACAUGUCUCACAAUUACAAAUAGUCUAGGGAUAUAACACAUUCUGCAUACAGGUAGUAUACAGGUAUUGUGCUUGAAUAUUUAUUGAGUUGGCAUCUAAUUCAAAUGUCAGGUUCUGGUUCUUGUUUAUACAUGGUCAAACCUUUUUUUCAUCAAGUCUCAAGUAUUUGCAGCUUCACAUGAAUGGAUCUGUUGCAGACGUUUAUUCAUAGAAAAUCAUUAGAAAGCUCAUACAAUUCAUCUCCUACUCCUCCGUGUACAAGAUCUUGUACAUGUCUGUUUUAAACUAUGGGCAUGGGCCUAUAGUUGCAGUAAUUAUUUCAGAUUGACCUUACAAUUCUUUGAAUGCUAUGCUGUAGAUGUGUUUAAUAAAAUAGGUUUUAUUUCUUUCAGUACUCAGUUGAAUUUAUGGAAAAUAUGAUAGGUACAACCAAUUUAAGGAUAAAAGUAUUUGAUGCUGACGAAAUGUAUUCAGAUAACUGGAUUGCAGUGUAUAACAUUGUCUCAGGAAAUGAAGGAGGCUGGUUUGCAAUAGACACGGACUCUCAAACUAAUGAAGGAAUUCUGAGAAUUGUUAAGGUAAGGCUAUUGAACAAAUACCCGAGAUUAAUGAAUCACUCAUCUUUUGGAAUAAACUCCAUGGUCUGUAUGUUGGAUUACAUGGAACUGUACUAAGGAAUAGAAAAAUAAAUUCAGCUUUUAUUUAACAUAAACAAAGUGUUGGUAUUUGCCUUCUUUUUAAUGUUGAAUUUUUUUCUUUUCACUUCAGUUUUGGUUAAUUAAAUGAAACACCACCAUUGUAUUAACUAGUUUUAGGCAUGUUUAAAACAGAUAGAAGUUUGCCAAAAUGGAAAAACAGAAGGUUCUACCUGUGUGGUCUACUUACAGUUCUUCAAAAUCUAGAAAGUCUCUUCUUUUGCAUCUUUGUUUAUUAUUGCCUUAGUCAACUGCAUUUAAUGGAUCAAAAAUGAUUUUCUGUUUUUUUUUUUUAUUCAGGCCCUAGAUUAUGAAGCUAUGCAGUCCCUUAAUCUUGGUUUUAUGGUGACCAACAAAGCAGCUUUCCAUUCAUCUGUUAUAUCUGAAUUCAGGGCCCAGACAACAAGCAUUGCUGUAAAGGUGCAGAAUGUAGUCGAAGGCCCUGUAUUUGUCCCCUCAGUCAUGAGAAUAACUAUACCAGAAGGCCUUCGUGGACAAGCAUUACUUUCAUAUAUAUUGGCAAGAAUGCAAGCUAUAGAUAUGGACACAGGCAAACCUGCUACAAAUAUUAGGUAAGAGAAUAUCAUAUAAAUGUACAUACUAUCACAAAACAUAUACUGUAUCUAUUCACAUACUCUUGGCUGCCAUAAUGUAAUAAAUAGAGUUAAAUAAAAUAUUAUACCAGUAUGUGUACAGUCUAAAAGCUUGAUUGGUAUGACUACAUUUCUAGGUGUGCAGCAGGGAUCCUUGGAAGAGGAUGUAAGUACUAUAAAAAAACCAUGUUAAUUAAAUAAGACUCUUUUUGUUAAAUAGACUAUAACGAAGACUAUACAGGGUGUCAGUAGGGAUUCAGGAUAGUGGAUUCCAGCAAGGACACCAACACGUACACAAGGACAACAGCAAGACUUUAAGGAUAACAAGAUUUUAGAGUAAUAGUCUAACUUUAGAGUGCCAGCAACAUCCUAGGAAACUUAUCCAUUUUCACAAAAUUGAACAAACCCAAUAGAUCACUUAAGACUGCCUCUAUAGUAUUAGAAUAACCAACAAUGCCAGAGAGCAGUGUUAAUUUAGUUGACUAACAAUUUUCAUUAUGUUUAGUCGACUAAAACCCUCGAGAUUUAGUCGACCAAAAUUAGACUAAAACUAAACAAUUCAGGUAACUAAAAUACAACUAAAACUUAAAUGGCGUUUUAAUCAAAAGACUAUGAAUAAAACUAAAUUGAAAUUUGCCAUUAAAAUUUACAAGGCCAGAGAGCAUCAUGCGAGGCAGAAGAAACUCCAAUCUCCCCCCCACCCCCCCAGCCCCCAUGCCAGACACUUCAUGGGGCAGCUAUAGACUUUGCUUGACCUGAGCGAUUAGUCCCUGACAUUACAUGAGAAAUAAGAUCUGUGAUUAGCUUUCAGUCUCAUCGUUUGUUGUUGUAAACUCAAAAAAAGAUAGCUUUUCUAUAAUGAAUAAUGACUGAAUAUAAUAAUUUUUUAUCCCUGGGAAAGGCACUUUCUCCACUCCUAAAUGGAUAUUUUCAUCUCUGAGAAAAAUGCAACAGCCAGAUCCAUGUAUAGGCUAUACAAGGGGUAGGCAACCUUCGACACUCCAGAUGUUGUGAUUACAUCUCCCAUAAUGCUAUUAGAGCUAUAACGCUGGCAAAGUAUCACAUGAAUUGCAGUCCACAUCUUCUGGAUUGCCAAAGGUUGACUAACCUUGGGCGAGAACAAGUGUAGGCAACCUUUUAGUACUCCAUAUGUUGUGGACCACAUCUCACACAAUGCUCUUACAGCCAUAAUGCUGGCAAAGCAUCAGGGAAGAUGUAGUUCACAACAUGUGGAGUGUUGAAGACUGGAGAGAAUUGAUUAUUUUUACAAGCCUAUUUACUAUAGUCAUAGAAAUGCAUUGAAUAAAUAAAUUAUAUCUAAUGUCCUACAGGGAUAUUUACUUAAGUGAGAAUUGUCAGGCAUACAAAAUUAAGUCAAAGUUGAAUUUUACAUUUAAGGCCAAUAUAGCUGAUUGGGAAGCAUAUCUGACUUUAAGGUUAAACUCUUUUGGCCUUAAAUGUGAAAUUCUCUUAGAACAAUUGUCAUUUGUGUGAAUAACCCUUAUAAUUUUAAAAUUGAACACUUUCAUUCCAUUUUGUUUGUUAUUUAUACGAUAUUACGUCAUUACUAUGCAACAUACCCACAGACUAAUGCUAAUUCUCAGUUGUACAAAAAGCUUAUUGUAAAGAUUAUGUUCACAAAAUUAAAAUGUCAACAUUUAUUUAAACAGGUAUUGGAUAGAGGAUAGAUACAACUGGUUCAUUAUUGAUUCUACUACUGGUGAGGUGAGAUUAAAUCAAGAUAUAACAACAAACACUGGAACAGGAGGAAACUACACUGCAACCAUCUUUGGAGAAAGUCCUGGUAAUAAAAAAAAAAACAAAAAAAACCCAUAAUCAUUCUGAUGCCAUUACUACUAUAUAUGUAACAUUCUUUUUGACAUAAUCUAAUGUUUCACGUUUUGUUUUUUAGAUUUACCAAAUCGACCUGCCAACGCCACAGUUAUCCUUACUAUGCCCAGAGCAAAUGAUAACUGUCCCGUGAUUACUAAUGAAUGGCGCCAAACAUGUACUAAUGUUAUGAGGGUUGAAAUCCGGGCCUACGAUAACGACACAGCCCCAAAUGGUCCUCCUUUUACAUUUAUUUUGCAGCCUACCCCAAAUGAUUGGAGAAUGGAAAGAAUAAACGGUAACUUUUUGAGAUGUUAAUCUACACAGUGUAAAAAGUUUAUGUUAUGCAGAUUUUAAAAUGCACCUGUCAGUUUAAUAUUUUAUAGAGAAUGUGCCAAUAAUAUUAUAUUUUAUUUUUAUGUUAAUGGCUAUGCCAGAGUUAUUACAGAUUGUUGCAGUAGUUAUGGUGUUAUGAGUCUAUGGACAUUGUUUUCUGUCUAAUAAGAGUAGUUAGAGUAGCUUGGGGAAAAAAAUACCCUCGGCACCCGUAGGUCACACUCUCUACAACCACAUUGAUAAUGUGGAAAUGUAAUUUUUGCAAUAUUAGUGUGGCUGAAAUCUAUGAGAGGGUAAUCUAUGAGUGUUGAGAAGAGCUCCAGUUUUUAGUGAACUGUAGUAGUUAUGGUGGUAAUAGUAGUCUUCACAUUUCACUUUGUACCUCUAUGCUUCUGGCUGAAAAUAUAGUUGUUGAACCGAAUACAUGAACUUCCAUUUCCUCCUACAAACAUAACGUUUUUCCUUAUUACAAUGGAAUUACCUUAUUUUUAAAAUUUUAUGAAUGUUAAGGGUAAAAGUCAAUUGCUGAAAAACAUUAAAUGGACUCUAUAUGCAUUAAAACUGGGACACUAUACACAUAAAACUUCUUAAUGAAGUGGUUUUAGUGUAUAGAUCAUGCCCCCUAGUCUCACUGCUCAUUUAUAUUUUAAAGCAAUGUUGUUUCUAUUCAUGCAACCCUAGCCACAUAUUUUCUGCCUGUGCCUCACGCAGCCAGCUUGAAAAAAAAGUUUAAUUUUCAAAUCAGAUUUAUUAUUUAUAAAAUAUUUUACCAGGAAAGAUACAUUGAGAUUCCUCUCGUUUUCAAGUAUGUCCUGGGUCCACAAAACAUUGCAUUGAUGCAAUAGGGUACAAUAAAUACAAAAACAAUAUUAAUACACAAUAUAUACAAAAUUUAACAUAGAACAAGUAGGAACUAUAUAAUCAACCAUGACAUGUUAACUUGCUUUAGAAGUUUGUAUCUCCUGCUUUGUAAAUUGAACUUUAAUUACAAACAGAAUGCUCCUGCAGGGUCCAGAAGGCUAUUAAAAUAGAACAUAGGAAAAAAAAAAAAACUAAAUAAAGCUUGCAAUAAAUGAAGUUUAAACAUUAGAUCUCUCUUUACAGGAAGUGUUUUGGAAGGCUAUCUCACAUCUUCAAGUGUUGCUCUUUCUGUUCCCCAUGGAUGACAUGCCCCAUCAUGUCACAUAGGGCUGCAUAAACAAAGUCAUUUAACUCCUACAUUGCAGAGAAUUGAGCAAUGAGACUGCAGAUGCAUGAUCUAUACACCAAAACUGCAUCAUAAAGCUAAAGUUGUUUUGGUGACUAUAAGGUUGUUGACUCUUCAUGACAUCUUAUUUAUGAUGUCAUGAUGCAGUAUUGCAGAAAGUAAGAAAUUCAGAAGAGUAAGGUAUUUAUACAGUUACUAUGUAUUCCUAAAUAUAUAUAUAUAUUUUAGAUAUAUAAUAGCUUAGCUAGAGUAAAGUUGAAAUAUACAUGUAAACGUUUUUUUAUGUCUGACUGUUACAACGGUCCCUGGUGGGAUUAGCCUGUGUCAGUAAACCAGGUACUAAAAGGUUUAAAAGGUUUAUUUUCUAAACAGCAAUUUGUAGUAAACUGAAAAUCAGACUGAAAAAUGUAGGCAACAGUAGCUGAUUUGAAAACAAAUUAUUCCACUCAGCAAUAGUCACCGAUUGGCUAAUGUAGAUUUCAAUUCAGUUUCCAGUGUUACAAUUCAGUGUUAAGUGAAUAACCCCUAAAUGUUUUUAAGCUGUCAACCAAUUACACACUAUUUCUUCCAUAUUGUGCCAAACUAUUACAAAUGUACACAGGAACGAGAGGUUAAUGAGGACACUGCUCGAAAAAGAUUACACUCUAAAACAUCAAAGGCAAAUAACUAAUGACUGCUUAUAGUUGGUGCUAUAAAGCCAAACAAAAGAGAGAACAGAGCUUUACAGUUAGUACCCACUUAGGUCCAAAACCAGGUCUGAACUGGACUGGAAACAGUCUGAACUAUCAGAAGUCAAACCGUCUUCCCAAUUAAAUAAAAACUUUUACGUGUGUUUCUUGCAAUUUUAGCACCAUAUAAGGGAAUAAUAUGCUACAAUUAGAACACUUCUUCAUCCAGAUCUAUUACAGUUAAAAUAUAUUUUUUAUAUGUUUAAAAUGUCACAAAGUAUAGCAAAAAUACACAAAAUGAAAUAAUAGCCAGCAGUGGAAUAAGAAGACAGCAAAGAUGAGGGUUGCAUUUUGUUAUCAAAGUCUGAGUAGGUGUAAAGUCAUUUUUGGUUUUAAGGUGGGUAUAUGCCUUAAAAACCUUACAUUAUUUCUUACUUACCCAGAGUUUGGUGGCAAAAGCACAGCCAUCACCACUGCCAUUAUCUUAAUCCAAAGUUUCACUUGCCGGGAGCUGAACCAUUGUUGUAUUCUUUUGUAAGAAUCACCCUCACACACAUCACCCUUAUUUUACUUAUGUGAGCUUUCAUUUUUUUUUUUAGAUACGAGUGUGGCUUUGGUAGGAGUUGUCGGAUCAAGCGCCCGUAAUGCCACUUUGAAUAUGAUUGUCAUAGAUAAUGGUAACCGAAGCUGCCCUCAGCCAUUUCCCCUGAGAAUUCAAGUUUGUGACUGUGAACCAACGGGCGCUUGCAUUGCAUCACAAAGGGCAAGCAAGAGUGUAUCAUUAGGUCCAGCUGCCAUUGGUCUUAUGGUGCUUGGAUUCUUGGCACUUUUAUGUAAGUAUCAAUAUGGAUUGUAUUUUUUACCAUUACUUAGAUAUAUAUAGUGCCUCAUACAGCAAAGGAAUUAUGAGACCUGAUUUGAGAGUGACAAAUUAGUGAAGUACCUUGUGACAAUGUGACGGCCAUGCCCACACACCAACACAGGGGAACACAGACAGUGAAACAAAAGGUGUUAAACCAUACAGAGGUCUAGAUUUUAAAAAAGACAAAAUCAUGUAAUUGCAAUGGCACUAUCGUAAUAUAUCUAAAAAAAUGCAACCUGUUUAAUUUGUUUUAUAUUUUGAACUGAUUGCUAUCAAUGCAACAUUUUAUUAUUGAUCAAAAAGACAAACCUUGAAACAAUAGUAUAUGCAUCAAUCAGUUAUGUUGAACAGACCUUAACAAUAUUACUUAAAUUACUCCCAGCUAUUAAAUUCAUACAAGCAUAGGAUGGUGAAUAUAUAUCGGCAUUUAUCAUAAUUUUCAUUGGCAAAUAACACUGGGCACAUAAAAAAAUAGUGGGCUCUAUUCAUUAAAUGCCAUGUCACUUUGCUUAACUCUCUUUAAUGUGACUGAUACGAAUCCUAUGAGGAUCAAGGUAUUCACUCUUAUUUAUGGGUUCACUUUUUAUUUCCAAAUUGAUCUUAUUACUGCAGCAGGGUAAAUAUAUACACAUUUGGCAUCUUUUAACUGGUAAACAAACGCCAGCAGAAUGGUAGUGAAAAUUUGAUUGAAUUACCCAAAGUUACCUUCUAUAGAUAGCUGAAUAGGCUAAAAUCUGGUUAAUAUUGUCAAAUAGUGGUUGCUAAGUGGCAAUAAGCUGCCAUUUGGCUUUUAUUGAAUAAACUUUACAAUUUUAAAAACAGACCAAAUACAAUAUAUAAACACUUCAAGGAAAGUCAAAAAAGAGGAUGGACUUGUAUGGAAGAUCCUUGAGUGCUAUUUUGUCUACUUGCUUUGUUAUUGCUGGGUGAAUAUCAGGGCAGUAAAUGUAAGUUUCUGGUGUGUAUAUAAAUAUAUACAGAAUAUCAGCUUAUUAUUUUGUUUCUGAAUUCCUCUUUCUGUAACAGUGGCUCUACUGCUCUUACCAUUGUGCCUAUGUGGGUCUGCAGCAGCAGCAGCAUCUAGAUUUGUUCCUGUGGCAGCUGGAUAUGAUGGGGCAUGUCGUCCGUGGGGAACCGAAGGAGCCACACCUGAAGAUGUGGUAAACUAUUUUUUAUACUUUUUUAGGCUAUUUAUAUCUUUUAUUUUCUAUUUUCUUUCAGUCCCUACAGAUCCCUCUCGUACUGCCUCUGUGAAAUAACUGGGAAAGUGGCCAAAUGUGUACAAGUGACUAUUCCAAUACAAUGAGAUAUAAUUCAUGUUAAAAAUGCUGGCUUCCAAAUGUCAAUAUUUAAAAUGCACCAUCAUUAGAGGAAAGUUGCACAGUCGCCUUACUAAAAGAGAAUUGCAACAUUUUAGAGAUGUUUAUACCGACAGGUAACAUUACAGCAUCCAGUACUGUGCUGUACCUGGUACACCGGUAAUGAUAUGAGGUAGAGCGGUAGAUUCUGUACAGUUGGUUUAUUGAUAGUUAUGCUACAGUUGGGGGUCAUAGUGUUCUUAUGAACAUACUUGAAAACAUCUAAAUGUAUCUUUCCUGGUAAAAUAUUUUAUUAAAUAAAUAAAUAAUCAGCAUGGAACCACAAAAAAAAAAAACUACUAAAAAAUAACCAAAUAUGUGUCUGGCUCAGGUGUCUGAUGUGAGCACAGCAAUAUUUGGAGUAGAUGACUGGGGAUGCCCUGUGUAUACAAAUACAGAAAUACCUAGUGUGGUUUUACCACUAAAAAGUCAUUUGUGGUGAACCACAAAUCGAAUUUCAAAUUUCAGGCCCAAAACAGUCAAUGAAAAAAUUACUCCAGUUCAACUAUUUUUUUAACUAUUCUCUUGUGACUUACAUUAUGAAGUGUGGUUGUCAAUUCACCAUGAUUCUGUAAAACCACUAAUGUACGAGCUAAUCCCAUUGGCAGUAAAAUAAAAUUAGAUGUAGAGAAGAUUUUCAGUAGGUUCUCAGGUACCCAUUCCCUUCAUGACAGAGACUUUCUUUGCAUAGAAUCCUUGAUUUUGUAUGACAUUACUUAAGCAGGUCCAAAAAUGUCCCUUACCUGAAAAAAAAGGACAAAAUAAGGGGAAAAGAGGGACAUGCUGAAUCACAUGCAAUCUGAGAAUUUUUUGAUACAUUGUGCCUACAUUACAAACAACUUUAGAGAAAGAAAAUUAAUAACACAGAAACAAAUAUGAUAUGAUAUCAUGAGCAAUUGUUUAGGAUAUGAUAUUGUACUGUAUUAAGUACUAUGAAGUAAAUAAAAACACUCAUUAAAAAAAUAGAAAAGAAGUACACUCUCAACAUAAUCAAACAAUGGUAAUCAAAUGCAAGAGCAGGGAUAAAAACUGAGAAAAUGACUACUUGUUAGAUUCACUUUAACAGUGUAACAUCUAAUAUACAAAGGAGUAGCUCAUCACUGUAUCCAAAUGUUCUUUACAAAUGUGUCAAAAAUCCCCGAAGUCCUUCCUCAAUGGGAAGUAAAACUUGCUCCGGGCAAUGGGUGAUAAACGGUUUUAUAGUCAAUGCAGAUUUAAUUAGACAUCAAUCAGGUGCCUCAUGCAGAGUGAAGCAAUAAAGAGUUAAGAGAAGCAUCCGUUACCUUGGGUCCACAGUUCCUUCCGAUGCUGGUAUUCGAAACCCCUGCUCUAUAAACAGUAUUUGAUUGAAGCGACUCUAACUCAGUUCUAAUAAGGAAGAACUCGGUUCUUCUGUCAGGAAGAUAGUCACUAAUGGUGUGCUAAUCAAGAAAUGGAAACAUAGCAAUGUCUACAUUCUCAGGUUAAAACUAAAAGGCCACUGAACCCUGACCGCUUUAUUGAGAUAAAGUGGUCAGGAUGCCUUUAGUGGUCCUUUAACACUUUAAACCAUUUAAGAAUGUUAGGUAAAUUAUGUUACUAACUACUAAUUUGCGCUUGUAACAAUGUGUUUCUUUUUGUUUUGUAUGUUUAUAGGAUAUGACUACCACUCUUAUAACUUCUGGUGGUCCAGAAUACCCAGGUAAGUGAAGUAUCUAAAAUAGAGCUUUAAUAUUUUUGGAUAAAAUUUUAAAAUUAUUUUAAAAGGUUCAAAAUAUUAAAAUAGCAUUACUUAUAUAUAAAAUAUCAAUAUACGAAAAUGUCUAAAUAUUAAAACAUUUCACAAUAUAUCAAAUUAUUUUAAAAGUCUAUAAAAAUAAUAUUAAAUCAAGGCCAUCAUUAUAUUGCUUUUGAGCAAGAUCUUGGCAUUAAAAUGAUUAUGUAAUAUGUCUAUCUUGGCACACUCUGCCACUAUGCUCAAACGGUCAGGUUUAGGCUAUAUUUGAUUUGUGGCGUCUGAAGCUGGUGAAGGAUUGGUUAGAGAGAUACUAAUCAAUCUGGUUGACUGUGUGAGCUCCUAAUUUAGAAUGAUCAAGUGUGAAUAUUUAUAUGGUUUGCUAAACAUAAUAUGGGUUUAUGUGACAUAUCCUUAUCUAUAAAGAUAUUUAAAGCAUGGAUUGUAACGUGGAUCAACUAACAAACCAAAGUACCCACUAUAGUAUUGACAAUAUGUGGGUCCAUCUAGCAGCACCUUAGAGCUGAUGCUGGGGUUAUAUGCAAGGUAGGGGACAUGAAAGGGUGAUACAUGAGCACAGACUUGGAGGACCCAAAUGACCAACAUCAUACCACUAAUAUAAUUCAUUGUAAGCUAUAUCCAUAAUCUGUUUUUGUUUUUUACUUUUCAGAAGUAUUUACAACUAACACCCUGGUUGGAGUUGGCACUGGAGGAGGAGGUGGAGGACAAAGUGGAGGAGGACUAGGAGUAGUAAGAGCAGGAGGAGCAGGAGGAGCAGGAGGAGUAGGAGGAGGAGGAGGAGUAGGAGGAGGAGGAAGAGUAAGCACAGGAAAUGAAACCUAUGUAACUGGAGGAGCACGAGACAUAUAUGACGAGAGAAUGAUGGGAGGGAGUAACAUAGACGAAUCACUUGCUGGAGUUCUUUACCCAAAUGGUGGCCCUGUCAACAUGGCAUAUGUUGAAAAUUAUUUUGCCGAGGUAAAAACAUAUUCAUUAAAAUGUAUUUCAAACUAUAAUAAUAAAUAUUAUAUAAUAAAUGUACUUAUCCUGCUACUCAAAUUGUAUGCUUAUUUUGUAUUAUAAAUUGAUGUUUAAACAUUAUCCUGUUGCAGUGUUUUGAAAAAAUAAUCUAAUAAUUAAACAAUGUUAAAUUUGCAAUAUUUAAAAAAAAAAUAACAUUUAUUACAAUUCUUGUUUUAGAAAGCAGAUGCAUAUGGCAAUGAAGAUGAGAGUCGACCUGCAAAUGAUUGCCUGCUUAUUUAUGAUAAUGAAGGGAUCGGAAGCCUUGCUGGAUCUAUUGGUUGUUGUAGUUUCAUUGCAGAUGACUUGGAUGAUGAUUAUUUGGACACUUUAGGGCCAAAAUUUAGAACCCUUGCUGAAUUAUGCAUUGGUCAAGAAAUUGGACCAGGGUUAAGUGAGGAAGAGCCAAAGGUAUUUAUUAAUGUUCCAGUAAUCGAAACGGAUACCACUUUAAGGUCAGAAAAUUCUACUUUGGUUACCCGUGGAAGUACUUCUGUGCCUGCAAGUAACACUACUUAUGUAACUGAAAGCACAUACUCAUCUUCCAACCUUCAACCUGCUAGGCCUAUACCAGAUUCAUUUAUUCCUGGUAAUGUACUAGUAACUGAGACCUACACAACAACUGGUGCCUCUAUGCAACCUCCCACAUAUAUUGUUGAACCAAGGCAUCAGCCUGGAAUUGUGGUAACAGAAAGAGUUGUUAGACCUACUUCCGUAGUGCGAGAGAUACCAAGUGGCUCAAAUGUAAUUGUGACUGAAAGGGUUAUGCGUCCUGUUUCUGUAGCACAUGAACUUCGAGAUUUGCCCAAUCUAGUAGAAAGCUCAGAUGUUGUACUUAGUGAGAGAGUACUAGGUUCUAGCAAUGCAAGAAUGUCCAACGCAUUCAGCUUCCAAGAUAUAAGUGAAGCACAGAAUGUUGUUGUUACAGAGAGGUUCGUACAGCCUGCCUCCAAUGCUCAAAGUAAUUUUAGCUUUCAACCUGAUAUGAGUAGAGGCCAAAAUUUAAUUGUAACAGAAAAAACUGUAAUGUCUGGUUCAGGCAUGCAAAAUCACAUGUUGAGCGCUGAGCCCUUGCUAACACAGGCCAUUGGCUCUACAUCCCCAAGUCUAACACGCAGUAAGGUGACAAAGUAUAGCACAGUUGAAUACACCAAGUAAUAAAGCAUUUAGUAUGGUUAUCUAUGGAUUUGAAUAAAUAAAGUUCCCAUAUUCAUGUAUAUAAUUUGAUUAUAUAUAUAUAUCUAUAUAGAUAUAUAUAGAGAUAUAUAGAUAUAUAUCUAUAUAGAUAGAUAGAUAGAUAUAUCAAAUAUUCGGCAUUGAUGGCUUUAAUAUAUCUAUAUGGCUUUUCAUCUAUGUAGUCCAACUCUAUCCAGUAUAGAGUAUAGUGUUGAUUUGUCUUAAAGCAAAGUCAUUAACUCCAUUUAAAGAAAAACUAGACCAUGUGAUAGCUAUAUUGAUCUAUAGAUAAAGAUAUCACAGGGGAUGGAUGGAUGGAUAGAUAGAGUGAAAGGCAGACAGACGGACUGAUAGACAGAUAAAAAUAAAUUUUUAAAAGAAAAAUUAAGAGAAGUCGUUCUUUUUCAUUGACAUGAACUAUAAUUUGACAGGAACUUAAAUUUGAUUUCUGUACAAUAUGUAAAAUAAAAUUGUUAUACUCUGUUGUAAAUAUUAAAGAGGUACCAUACUGGUUUAACCUUCAGAAAAUUAUUCAGACAAAGAUGUUCAUAGUUUUACUUAGCUUUAGGUGUCUUAUGAGCAGUGUGUAUUAGUUGUGUCUACUCUCAUUAGACAUAUAUGUGUAUGCUAAGAAUAUAUUAGAUUGUAUAUAUAUAUUGUGAAUGAUAUAUAUAUAUAUACACACGAGUUUGGCCCAUUUGAUAUAAAGCAUGAAGAACAAAAUCAAGCUACAUUUAUUAAAUUUAAACAGGGUUUUUCACAAAAUUAAUUAUUUGGAAUUCAAAAUGGAUUUCAAAUGUUAGACCAAAAUAAGGAAACUGAAAACAAAUGACAUGGAUAUUUUUUCCCAGUUAUGUUAUUUUGGACUAACAUUUGAAACUUACUUUGAAUACACUUCAAUUUUUAUGAUUACUCACACUUCAAUGAAUAAACUCCAAACCUUUUUUUGUCACAUCUAUUGAGAAUAUUGGUGAAGGGACAGUGGUUUUAUGUUCAGUAUGCCAAUCCCUUGAAAAAAUUCCACUUCUGCUUUCAACAGUAUUCAUUUAUGCAUUCUCAUAUUUAGCACAGAAGAGUGUUCUUUUUUUCUUGUUUUGUAUAUAGGGAUUCUAUUUGAAGAAUCACCAUAAAUUAUGUAAAUAAUAGACUCCCUGGUGUUAUCACAAUUGCUUGAAAAAAAAAAUAUCUAAAGCAUUUUUAACUUUUGUUAGGAAAUUAGUAGUCUAGAUUGGCCAACUGAUUUGUAUCUGCCGUCCAUGUCUAUUUUUCUAUGUUUAAGUGCCAAUGGGGGAACUUGAUAUGCUGGCAGCCAUAUAGUUAGAUGUAUGUGCCAUGCCCAUUCACAAUUCUCAUAAAAGGCAGAAAUUCACACAAUACUUUUUUCCAUAUUUUUUUUAUCUAUAUCACAUGAAUUCCUAUGUUUAAACCAACUGUUAAGUGCCCCCAUCAGAUAUCGAUAUAACAAACACGAGUACACUACUUAUGGUUCCAUGAAACCAAAUGUGAAUAUAUAUAUCUUUUAAGGCAAUAACAUAAACAUUAUAUACAGUGCUUCAACCAGGGAAUUAUAGUUCAUGAAGAAUCAAGAGUUUUAUAAAACAAAAAAAUUAUAUAUAUAUAUAUAUAUAUAUAUAUAUAUAAAUAUCUAAAACACACAAAAAAAGGUUUCAUUAUGCACAAAAAUGUUAUGAGUUGUAUGAAAAAGAAUUUCACCCGAUAUAUUAUAUUGCAAAGCCCUUUGAGAUUUAAUACAUAUAAAUUAUACUUAUAGCAUUACAGCUUGCAAACAAAGUUGCAGUAACAACAUACUGUUGUCGCACCUUUCUGGCAAGUAAAGGCUUAAAUUUUACUUUUCUAUGUAAGGUAUGGUAUAUAUAGCAAAGGCCAAAGAGUGCCUCUCUGCUUUCUGGCAGAUGAAAAUGAUCUGAGUAUUUGUAGGAUCUGAAUAUAUAUAUAUAUAUAUAUUUUUUUUUUUUUUUAAGUAAUAAAACUUGCAAGUAGUUUCAGCCAAAUAUGAAUGUGUCACAUUGGAGGUUUGGCAUCAAGCUUAUUUUUUUUUCUAGGUAUAAACAACACAGCUAAAAAAAAAAAAAAAAAUCUUUAAAAAAAAAUCUAAAAAUAGAAAAGCAUCGGGAUAGUUAUUACUGAAUAUACCCCAAAAUAAUCAUUUGGAAAAUACAUCAUUAAUAAAUCUGUGUCAGACAGAACAAAUCCUGCACUUAAAAAAUGUUGACACAUUCAAGACAGGAACAAAUUAAGAAGUUUUCUUGACUAUUAAAAACAAACAAAAACAGUCUGUAGGCCCCGGAUAGUACUGGGGAACUGUGUACAGUAAACCUGUGAGUUCUCAGAAGGUUUUUCCAUAGAUUUUUGAUGAACCCUACAGUUCAUGCAAUUCACAAAUUAAAAGGAGUAGGGAAUGAAGACAUUAUAGUCUCUAUUCGGUUCAUGUUCCCAUAAGACUACCACUGAUCCAUCUGACUGCAAAACCAUAGAAACCUGAAAAGUGUUGGUAUUCCUUACAUCCAACCUAAAACAUGUUUUCAGAUUACAUUUGAGGAAUACAAAAAUAGAUCCACCUGGAGAAUAACAUAUUUUCUAUGGGUUUGUUUUUUUUGUUUUUAUUUUUUUGCAAUUUAUUAUUUUUGUAUUUGCAUCUAUUAUAUAUUUAUUUUAUUUUACUUUGGGUUUUGCAAUGAGAUAAAUUAUGUUGUAUGUAUGUCACAUUAAGUGUGUUUUGCACUCUACAGCUUUAGAUGUGACUGACAAAAAAAAAACAUGCGCCAAGGUUUAUUGGUUUAUUCGCAACGAUUUUUAGCAUUUUAUGAACUGUAUCCAAAGCAGCUUUUAGAAAAUGUUUAAGUGUGGUUGAGAACAAAGCUUUUCUUUAAGUAUUGAAAAAAACAAUAUGUUUUAUAAGCUCACUGCUUUUAAUUACUUUUUUUCUGGGGUCUAGUAACUAAACAGCUAAUUGUUGUGACUUGCAAUUUCAAUACCAGAGGACAAGAGUUAGAAAAAGAUUAUUUGAAGUCACUGGACUCAUCUAUUUUAUGUUGUAUGUUUCGAGUUAGGUCACAAGUCACUACAAUUCACUGUUUUUUUUAAUAGACCAUGAAGUCUUUUGGUCAUAUUUAGCUAAUGGCUUGUAUGGGGAAAGGAUUUACUAAGUCCUGAAUGUUUUAAAAUAUAGCUUUCCAUUCUUUGCUGUGCAUGUAUCAGCUUCCAAUUAAGGAUCAACCAAAAUAACUGGAAUUUAUACUAAAUUGCACUGAGAAUAACAAAUAAUGCACUGAGAAUGAAGAGUAAAUACCAAAAAAUUAUUUUAUUCUGCAUUUUAAAACUUAUUAAAUCUUCCUCAUUGUGUAAGAAUGCGCUAGGGGAUUUUUGUGUCUUAUCUUUUUUUGUGCCCAUCACAAGAAUUAUCUUUUUACAAUGUAUGCAGGUUAAUAAUGUCUUUUUCACUUAAUCUUCCUAAAACAUAGUUUUUAUUUUGCUAAUUUUAUCUAAAAUAUAUUAUAUUGCAUAGUAACUAGCACAAUACAUCAGUGAACCUGCAUUGUUUUUCAUCAAGCCUUUAUGUUUGGCAAUAUUUUUGUACUUUACAGAGAAUAUUAAUAAAGCACUUUUAAAUAAA